Molecule: messenger RNA, 2568 nt
Organism: Physcomitrium patens
Lineage: Eukaryota; Viridiplantae; Streptophyta; Bryopsida; Funariales; Funariaceae
Product: bifunctional dihydrofolate reductase-thymidylate synthase 1
Biological process (GO): dTMP biosynthetic process; tetrahydrofolate biosynthetic process
Cellular component (GO): mitochondrion; cytosol
Molecular function (GO): dihydrofolate reductase activity; thymidylate synthase activity
Source: RefSeq, a predicted model, not a curated record
CGCGCAAACCUCCAGAGGUUGUAUAACCUUUAUCUAUGUCACGCCACGUUCCCGCGCUUUUGAAGAAUUGACGAUGGUAUUGUCUUGGGUGUCCAUGUGGUGAAAAAUUAUCUAUUGCAUCGCCAUGGCAUGAGAUUAUUUUGUGGAUGGUGUGUCGACCAUAACACUCCCCUUAGCUCCAGAAUAGCAUCGAAGCACCGAGGCAGCAGAUGCAUGUAGAAUAGGGCUUUGAACCCCCUGAAUUCUCGUCGCUAUUUCAAAUUCCAUGUAGAAUUCAGCUGAAGAGGUUAUGGGUUCUGGGUUCUGGGUUCGUAAGUGACUAGAGGAGCUGAGACGAAAUCGGAGUGAUCGAGAAUCUUGCGCCAGAAUUUUGCCACUUUUUUUGGUCUUAUGAAACUCGUCGUGCGGGGUUGGAAGUGUUCGUUUCGGGUGUUGUCAUGCCCUGGCCCGACUUGCUCUGAAGUCCCGAAAGGCGUAAUUCGCCACAUUGCGCAUUGUUCAACAGAACGGAGUUUCGCUAGCUCUGAGCGCGCCACGUUUUGUGAUGUAAGAUUGGGUAGAAUAGAGCGCUGUGAUAUGAGAUUUUCCUCGAGCUGCAUCUUUCGGUCUCAGGUUGGUGGUUUAGCUAGUGGUCUCUCAGGUUGCUGCUCUGUGCCGCCUCCCUUGGGAUCUAUCGAUACAGACCGAUUGUCUUUUCCCGGCAUUGGGUUACGAGGGUUCAGCAGUGAGACUGCCGGCAUGGCUUCCAGUGGUUCCCCUGCGCCAGAAUGUGAUGAAGGUGAACAGAUCCUUAGCGGUACCCAUAGCGAGAAGCUUAGAGGUUUUCAAAUAGUAGUCGCUGCCACUCGCGAACGGGGAAUAGGGAAGCAAGGGCAUCUCCCAUGGAAACUACCGACGGAUAUGAAAUUUUUCAAAACGGUCACAUCGGUAACAACCUCUUCAUCUAAGAAGAAUGCCGUGAUAAUGGGACGGCACACUUGGGAAUCCAUACCUGAGAAGUUCCGUCCCCUCCCUGGACGCUUGAAUGUGAUUUUGACGAGAAGCGGGAUCAAAAGUACACCGGCGGGAGUUGUUGUCAGUGAGAGCCUCCAAUCUGCGCUGGCUUUAAUCGCAACCCCGUCCUACUCCUCGCAUGUAGAAUCUGUCUUCGUCAUUGGCGGUGGCCAGGUUUACAGUGAAGCAAUGGCAUCACCAUUGUGCGAAGUCAUUCAUUUGACCGAGGUUGAAGGCGAUGUGGAAUGCGACACUUACAUGCCUGCUGUGGAUACUGACAUCUUCCGGAUCUGGUCUGCUUCCAUCCCCAUUGUGGAAAAUGGCUUGCGUAUCAGCUUUCUAACCUACGUCCGAGGAUCAUUGACUUCCUCAAUAAAACAAACUGACAAUGGAGAGACGACUGUUGGCUUGCUACCCAAGUAUCUGUUGGAAGCUCAUGACGAGUAUCAGUAUCUUAAUUUGAUUGACGAUAUCAUUAAAACUGGAGCCGUGAAAGGAGACCGCACCGGCACGGGUACCAUUUCUAAAUUUGGUUGCCAGAUGCGGUUCAAUCUUCGCAAGUCCUUUCCACUACUCACGACUAAGCGUGUAUUCUGGCGUGGUGUUGUGGAGGAGCUCCUUUGGUUUAUUAGUGGGUCUACAAAUGCCAAGGUGCUUCAUGACAAGGGCGUGAAAAUAUGGGACGGCAAUGGUUCUCGAGAAUACCUUGACAAACAGGGGCUGACGGAGAGGGAAGAAGGGGAUUUAGGUCCUGUGUACGGAUUUCAGUGGCGCCAUUUUGGAGCCAAAUAUGUAGACAUGCAUGCGGACUACACUGGGCAAGGCUAUGAUCAGCUAAAAGACGUCAUUAACAAAAUCAAAACAGACCCAGAUGAUCGGCGCAUCCUUCUGUCAGCUUGGAACCCAGCUGACUUGAAGCUCAUGGCUCUCCCACCCUGCCACAUGUUUGCUCAGUUUUAUGUGGCGAACGGGGAGCUCUCCUGUCAGAUGUACCAGCGGUCCUGUGAUAUGGGAUUGGGGGUGCCUUUCAAUAUUGCAUCUUAUGCACUUCUCACAUGCAUUCUCGCCCAUGUCUGCGAUUUGGUGCCUGGUGAUUUUGUUCAUGUGUUGGGAGACGCACAUGUGUACAAAAACCACGUGGAACCUCUUCAAGAGCAACUACAAAAUACUCCAAUGCCAUUUCCUCGUUUGCGGAUCAAAACUGCUAACCGCGAUAUCGAUUCAUUCGUAGCCGCUGACUUUGAGCUCAUUGGUUACAAAGCUCACCAGAAAAUCAACAUGAUAAUGGCUGUAUAAGGUCAAAUUCUGCAAUGCCUCGAUGGCGUUGCUUUUGUUACACACUUCUGGUGUUGCGCGCAAAGAGGGUUGGUGUACCUGUCCAGAACAAUCAGCAGAAGUUUGUCGCAGAGAUAGUGUCUCCUGUAAAUGAUGGGUUAGGUUGUAUGCAGUGUAUCCGAAUUUCGACUACAUACACAAAGAUGAACACAUCUGUUUCCGAUCUUUGCCACUAUUUAUCAAUGAAAACCCCAUUGAAUGAAAAAAUACAUUUUUUCAAAACUUUCGACUUUGCUUGAA